Molecule: messenger RNA, 1432 nt
Organism: Drosophila yakuba
Lineage: Eukaryota; Metazoa; Arthropoda; Insecta; Diptera; Drosophilidae
Gene: PCID2
Product: PCI domain-containing protein 2 homolog
Exons: 2
Coding region: 193-1380 (395 amino acids)
Biological process (GO): post-transcriptional tethering of RNA polymerase II gene DNA at nuclear periphery; poly(A)+ mRNA export from nucleus; transcription elongation by RNA polymerase II
Cellular component (GO): transcription export complex 2
Molecular function (GO): RNA binding; double-stranded DNA binding
Source: RefSeq, a predicted model, not a curated record
AGAAAAUUUGGUGUUGUCAUGUUUGACUUGUGCGCUACUUGGAAAUUAAGUUGUUGCACUGGCUUCGUUUUUUGAAAGCUUAAAUUUGUAAUUUACUAAGUGAACUAUACCCAAAGGCCUAUUAAACUGCCUACGAACGAUAGUACCAUGACCUACCAUCUCUAAUUUUGCCGCCUGCGAAAAACACAAACAAUGUUUGGCACCGUAAAUAACUAUUUAUCCGGCGUUUUGCACGCCGCCCAGGACUACGAUGGCGAGUCUUUGGGCACCCACCUCUCCUUACGGGACGUGCACGUGCAGAACCACAAUCUGUACAUCGCCCAGCCGGAAAAGCUAGUAGAUCGAUUUCUGAAACCGCCAAUGGACGAUGUUGUGUCUGCCCACCUGAAGGUGCUGUAUCACCUGGCGCAGGAGCCACCUGGUUACAUGGAGGCCUACACCCAACAGGCGGCAGCCUGCGGCGCCGUGGUGAGGCUUUUGCAGCAACUGAAGGACGAGAAUUGGUGCCUGCCCCUGAUGUACCGCGUGUGCCUGGAUCUGAGAUACUUGGCGCAGGCCUGCGAGAAGCAUUGUCGAGGAUUCACACCUGGGCAUGUGCUGGAGAAGGCCGCCGACUGCAUGAUGGCCUGUUUCCGCGUUUGCGCCGCUGACGGACGCGCUUCCGAGGAGGACACCAAGCGGCUGGGCAUGAUGAACCUUGUAAACCAGCUAUUCAAGAUCUACUUCCGCAUCAACAAGUUGCAUUUGUGCAAGCCCCUUAUCCGUGCCAUUGAUAAUUGCAUCUUCAAGGAUUCUUUUCCGCUGCCCGAGCAAAUAACCUACAAGUAUUUUGUGGGUAGGCGGGCCAUGUUCGACUCCAACUACCAGGCAGCCGUACAGGAUCUGUCGUAUGCAUUUAGCAAUUGCCCGGAUCGGUUUGCCAGCAACAAAAGGCUCAUCCUCAUCUAUUUGGUGCCUGUGAAGAUGCUCCUGGGAUACCUGCCCAGCAAAUCCCUACUGCAGCGCUACGAUCUCCUGCUGUUCCAUGAUUUGGCUUUGGCCCUGAAGGCUGGCAAUGUGAAUCGCUUCGAUGAGAUUGUCAGGGACCAGGAGCUGGUGCUGAUCAGGAGUGGUAUCUAUCUGCUGGUCGAGAAGCUCAAGUUCCUUGUGUACCGCAACCUGUUCAAGAAGGUGUUCGUCAUCCGGCAAACGCAUCAGCUGGACAUGGGCGACUUCCUCUCCGCCUUGCAGUUCGUUGGCCUAAGCGACGUUUCUCUGGACGAGACGCACUGCAUCGUGGCCAAUCUCAUUUACGAUGGAAAGAUCAAGGGCUACAUCUCACAUGCUCACAACAAGCUGGUCGUGUCCAAGCAAAAUCCAUUCCCCUCCAUGUCCCUUUAGUGCAUUUCAUUAUUUUUGUGAAUUUUGUAAAAAGUAAAAGACUUCAAUUUAA